AUGUCUGGAGCCCUUGAUGUCCUGCAGAUGAAGGAGGAGGAUGUCCUCAAAUUCCUUGCAACAGGAACGCAUUUGGGCAGCACCAACCUUGACUUCCAAAUGGAACAAAAUAUAGGCCAGAGAGCUUUUCUGAAGUUUGCUGCUGCUACUGGGGCCACUCCUGUUGCUGGGUGCUUCACUCCUGGAACCUUCACUAACCAGAUCCAGGCAGCCUUCCGGGAGCCUCAUCUUCUGGUGGUUACUGAUCCCAGGGCUGACAACCAGCCUCUGACAGAAGCAUCUUACGUUAACUUGCCCCCCAUUGCUCUGUGUAACACAGAUUCUCCUCUGCACUACGUAGACAUUACUAUGCAACACAACAACAAGGGAGCUCACUCUGUGGGUCUGAUGUGGUGGAUGCUGGCCCGGGAAGUCCUGCUCAUGCGUGGCACGAUCUCCCAGGAGCCACCAUGGGAGGUCAUGCUUGAUCUGUACUUCUACAGAGAUCCGGAAGAGAAUGAAAAGGAAGAACAGGCUGCUGCUGGAAAGGCUGUGACCAAAGAGGAGUUUCAGGGAGAAUGGACGGCCCCUGCUCCUGAAUUCACUGCUAUUCAGCCUGAAGUUACAGAAUGGACCAAAGGUGUCCAGGUGCCCUCUGUGCCGAUUCAGCAGUUCCCUACUGAAGACUGGAGCACUCAGCCUGCAACUGAAGGCUGUUCUGCAGCCCCCACUGCUCAGGCCACUGAGUGGGUGGGCACCACCAUGGAAUGGUCUUAA
Elephantulus edwardii (Cape elephant shrew) is the source of this 756-nucleotide messenger RNA. Its product is annotated as 40S ribosomal protein SA-like. Gene Ontology annotation, biological process: cytoplasmic translation; ribosomal small subunit assembly. Bases 1 to 756 code for a protein of 251 amino acids. The transcript has 2 exons. Gene Ontology annotation, molecular function: structural constituent of ribosome. Lineage: Eukaryota; Metazoa; Chordata; Mammalia; Macroscelidea; Macroscelididae. The record is from RefSeq and is a predicted model, not a curated record. Gene Ontology annotation, cellular component: cytosolic small ribosomal subunit; 90S preribosome; ribosome.